Molecule: messenger RNA, 1330 nt
Organism: Danio aesculapii
Lineage: Eukaryota; Metazoa; Chordata; Actinopteri; Cypriniformes; Danionidae
Product: tensin-3
Exons: 10
Biological process (GO): protein dephosphorylation
Molecular function (GO): protein tyrosine phosphatase activity
Source: RefSeq, a predicted model, not a curated record
CAGUUUGACCGUGCGCAGCUCAAAUGAUGACAGUUUUAUGACUGCGUUCCUCUCUGAGCAGAGAGUUUGUGUUUAAUCUCUCAUUCACAGUUCUGUCUGUGUGUGUGUGUGUGUGUGUGUGUGUGUGUGUGUGUGUGUGUGUGCGUGUAUGUGUGUGUGUGUGUGCGUGUGUGUGUGUGUGUGAAGGCAUCUGCUGGUAUUGUUCCUGGCUCUCCCAUCCCCCAUCCUCAGGAGUGUGUGUGUGUGUGUGUGUGUGAGCGGGACAGAGGGAGGGAGGCUCUUGGGAACAGCACAGAGGGAGGAUCAGCACACUGCCGGUCGUCUUUCUCCGGGUUUGAGCUGAGAAGCGUCUGGAAUGACGGAUGAGGAACGGCGAGCUCCGAGCUCAGUCUGAGUUUCUGCAGAACUUCUACAGACUCCAGCAUGAGGAUGUGAAGAGUUUCCAGCACACACACACUCACAGGAGACACACUGAAGAUGGAGGACGGGUAUGAGCUGGACCUCACCUAUGUGACAGAGCGCAUCAUCGCCGUCUCCUUCCCUCAGGACCGCUUUGAGGAGACGUACCUGCGCAACCUGAGGGACGUCACACGCAUGCUGAAGUCCAAACACGCCGACAACUACCUGAUCAUCAACCUGUCCGAGAGGAAGCAGGAGCUCACCAGGAUGAACCCUAAGACUCUGGACACCGGUUGGCCAGAUCUUCAUGCUCCUCCUCUGGAUAAGAUCUGCACCAUCUGUAAGGCCAUAGAGAACUGGCUGAACGCCGACCCGCUGCACGUGGUGGUCAUUCACUGCAGGGGUGGGAAGGGCAGGAUCGGAGUGGUCAUCUCCUCGUUUGUGCACUUCACAGACGUCUCUGCCAGUGCAGAUCAGGCGCUGGAUCGCUUCGCCAUGAGGAAGUUCUACGAUGAUAAGGUCUCUGCGGUGAUGACGCCGUCUCAGAAAAGGUACGUGUGGAUCCUCAGCAGUCUCCUGAGCGGAUCCAUCAAGAUGAACACGUCUCCACUGUUCCUGCACUACAUCAUCAUUCAGGGCGUCCCCAGAUAUGACUCUGCAGGAGUGUGUGAGCCGUAUCUGAAGGUGUAUCAGGGCAUGCAGGUGGUCUAUGUGUCAGGAAUAUACCACAUCGGAGCCGGACACAGAGACAGAGUCUGCAUCGCUCUGGAGCCCGCACAGCUGCUGAAGGGGGAUAUCAUGGUGAAGUGUUUCCACAGGAGCAGCAGUUCUUCAGACAGAGAGCUGAUCUUCAGAGUUCAGUUCCACACUGGAGCCGUUCAGGCCUACAGUACGGCCUUCCAGAAGCAGGAGCUGGAGAACGCCUGCACAG